Molecule: messenger RNA, 2172 nt
Organism: Henningerozyma blattae CBS 6284
Lineage: Eukaryota; Fungi; Ascomycota; Saccharomycetes; Saccharomycetales; Saccharomycetaceae
Exons: 1
Coding region: 1-2172 (723 amino acids)
Biological process (GO): protein N-linked glycosylation; fructose 6-phosphate metabolic process; UDP-N-acetylglucosamine metabolic process
Molecular function (GO): L-glutamine:D-fructose-6-phosphate transaminase (isomerizing) activity; carbohydrate derivative binding
Source: RefSeq, a predicted model, not a curated record
AUGUGUGGAAUAUUUGGCUAUUGUAAUUAUUUAGUGGAAAAGACAAGAGGUGAAAUUAUUGACAUUUUAGUCGAAGGUUUAGGCCGUCUAGAAUAUAGGGGGUAUGACUCUACGGGUAUUGCUAUUAAUGGUGAUAAACGCAACUCUAUCGAUGUCUAUAGAGCAAUCGGUAAAGUGAGUGCAUUAAAACAGGAAAUAGAUAAUAUCAAUCCAAAUAGAGAUGUUACUUACGCCUCACAUAGUGGUAUUGCUCAUACUAGAUGGGCAACUCAUGGUCAGCCAAAACAAACAAACUGUCAUCCUCAAAGAUCAGACCCAAGGAAUCUGUUUACAAUUAUUCACAACGGUAUCAUUACUAAUUUCAGAGAAUUGAAGACAUUAUUGGUGAAUAAAGGUUAUACAUUUGAAUCAGAUACAGAUACUGAAUGUAUUGCUAAACUUUUCUUACAUUUGUAUCAAACUAAUAUAAAGAUGGGUAAUGAUAUAGAUUUCCAUGAAUUAACCAAGUUAGUUCUAAUGGAAUUGGAAGGUUCAUACGGUUUGCUAUGUAAAUCAGUUUAUUUCCCUGGUGAAAUUAUUGCCACUAGAAAGGGUUCUCCAUUAUUAAUUGGGGUUAAAUCUGAAAAUAAAUUGAAAGUUGAUUUUGUUGAUGUUGAAUUUCCAAAUGAGAAUGCAAUUCAGACAGAAACUCCAUUAAGUAAUGAAUGUAAAACUGAUAAUAAUGAUGAACUAAAUUCCUCAAAUUAUCCUACAGUUGAUAAGAAAGAAUUUCAUGAAAAAGCUGGCUUGGUCCCUAUCACAGCCAAUGAAUUUAAUUUAAGACAUUCUCAAUCAAGAGCCUUUUUAUCUGAAGAUGGCUCACCAAUUCCAAUUGAAUUUUUUAUUUCAUCUGAUGCAGCUUCUGUAAUUAAAUAUACCAAGAAGGUAUUGUUCUUGGAAGAUGAUGAUAUUGCUCAUAUCUAUGAUGGUGAAUUACACAUUCAUAGAUCCAGAAAAGAAGUUGGUAAAUCCAUGAUUAGAUCAAUUCAAACUUUGGAAUUAGAAUUAGCUCAAAUAAUGAAAGGACCUUAUGAACAUUUUAUGCAAAAGGAAAUUUAUGAACAACCAGUCUCAACUUACAAUACAAUGAGAGGUAGACUUGACUUUGAUAAUAAUUUGGUUAAUUUAGGUGGCUUACAGCAAUUUAUUUCAACGAUUAGAAGAGCAAGAAGAUUAAUUAUGAUUGCAUGUGGUACAUCGUACCAUUCUUGCCUUGCCACUAGAGCAAUAUUUGAAGAACUGUCUGAUAUUCCAGUUAAUGUUGAUUUAGCUAGUGAUUUUUUGGAUAGAAAAUGUCCCAUCUUUAGAGAUGAUGUUUGUGUAUUUGUUUCUCAAAGUGGUGAAACUGCUGAUACAAUGUUUGCUUUGAAUUAUGCUAUAGACAGAGGUGCAUUAACUGUUGGUAUUGUUAAUAGUGUUGGUUCUUCAAUUUCAAGAGCUACUAAUUGUGGUGUUCAUAUUAAUGCCGGUCCAGAAAUUGGGGUUGCUUCUACCAAAGCUUAUACAUCUCAAUAUAUUGCAUUGGUUAUGUUUGCAGUAUUGUUGGGUGAAGAUCGUAUCUCUAAAAAUGAAAGAAGAAGAGAAAUUAUACAAGGUUUGAAAUUGAUUCCAGAACAAAUUAAACAAGUCUUGAAAUUAGAACCCAAGAUUAAACAAUUGUGUGAAAAUGAAUUGAGUGACCAAAAAUCACUACUGCUAUUAGGCAGAGGUUACCAAUUUGCAUCUGCUUUAGAAGGUGCAUUGAAGAUUAAAGAAAUUUCAUAUAUGCAUUCUGAAGGUGUUCUUGCUGGUGAGUUGAAACAUGGUGUUUUAGCAUUAGUUGAUGAAGAGUUACCUAUUAUUGCAUUUGGUACCAGAGAUUAUUUAUUCCCCAAAGUUGUUUCCUCUAUUGAGCAAGUCACUGCAAGAAAGGGCCAUCCAAUUAUUAUUUGUAAUGAAAAUGACGAAGUAUGGAGCAAGAAGAAACUUGAAAAUGAUAGGCUUAUUACAUUGGAAGUUCCAACUACUGUUGAUUGCUUACAAGGGUUGAUUAAUAUUAUUCCAUUGCAAUUGAUGUCAUAUUGGCUAGCUUCCAAUAGAGGUAUUGAUGUGGAUUUCCCAAGAAACUUGGCCAAAUCUGUUACUGUGGAAUAA